Messenger RNA from Cuscuta campestris, 1163 nucleotides. Lineage: Eukaryota; Viridiplantae; Streptophyta; Magnoliopsida; Solanales; Convolvulaceae. The record is from the annotation of a GenBank genome assembly.
CUCAAACUAGACUCCUCUUUUACCCUUCUCUCUCUCUCUCUCUCUCUCUCUUUCUCUCUCUAUUCUAUCCACAAACGGACACUAUUUCACGGAAUCUCUUCGGCGACAGAUAAAGAGGAGGUAGAGUCGCCGGAAGGGCAAAUCAUCUCCGGAGUUCCGAGAAAUUCAUCGCAUAUAACUCUCUUUCUCCCCCUUUCGAUUCGAUUCACUUCACACACAGACGUAAGUUACUGAAUCAGCUCGAUUGCCCAGGUUUCCUGCGACUCGAUACUAUGGGCUGCGCUGGAUCUCUGCAUAAGAAUGGAGAUGAUGCUGUCAACCCUGUUAAGAUACGGAAGCCAAAACCCUGGAAACAUUCAUCAGAGUUAACAAAGGAUGAACUUUUAAGGAUGCGCGUUGAGUUUUGGGACACUGCUCCACACUAUGGUGGUCAGAAAGAAAUCUGGGAUGCACUCAAGGUAGCCAUAGAGGCGAUAGAGGAGAAAAACAUUACACAGGCUCAAGCUAUAGUGAACAGUGCUGGUAUUAUUGUCGAUGUUUCUGACAUGACAGUCUGCUAUGAUGAGCGAGGUGCUAAGUACGAGUUGCCGAAGUACGUGUUGAGUGAACCGACAAACAUGAAACACACAUGAGAGGCCGAGAGCUAUAAGACCGAGGGACAAAUGGGGUGCUUGGUUGUUGGAAAUGUAAAGGUAUGAUUUUAGUCUAUCUCUCUGCAGUUCGUUUUGUGUUUCAGGGCAUGCAUGAAAAACGUACUGUUUUAGCAAACUAUAUGCAUUGUUGUAGAGACUUGAGCGGUAUUUGGUUACUUCCCUUAUGCCCCUCAAAACUUAGAAACAUGGUCAGGUAUCCCAUAUUGAAGGGAUCAUUAUGACUUUUAUGAUACAUAAAAAAUUGAAUGAAUCUAGACAUGAUGUAUGCUCGUAUUCAUUCAACUUUUGAUUUAUCACAAAUGUCAUAAUGGUCAGAUGAAUCUGAAUGAAGGGAAUACUGAGUAGGAAUUCAGUGGUUGUCUUAACGCUCUUCGUUUAUUUUUUACAUUUAUUUUUUCGUUUUCUAGCAUGUGCGACAUGCGCGCAUGUGUACAUAAUGUACCAAAUACAAAGCCAAGUUUCCCAUUCCUUUUAAACUCAUAAAAAAGUAAAAAAAAACAGAGCAGUUUG